This is a messenger RNA of Oncorhynchus keta (chum salmon), 1435 nucleotides long. Its product is annotated as gastrula zinc finger protein xLCGF3.1-like. The transcript has 7 exons. Gene Ontology annotation, cellular component: nucleus. Bases 1 to 1086 code for a protein of 361 amino acids. The record is from RefSeq and is a predicted model, not a curated record. NCBI's taxonomy places the organism in Eukaryota, Metazoa, Chordata, Actinopteri, Salmoniformes, Salmonidae.
AUGUCUGUCCGGAAUCCCUCGGAUGCUAGUGAUCCGCCCAGAGAAGUCUCUGCGAGGUCCAGAGAUGACGUCAGGGAAGCUGAGAUCGCAGUCAAACACUGGAACCCAAAACGGGAGAAUGAACAGAGUUCGAACGCUCAGAGUGCAGUGGAGAAGCCACACCCUUGCCCCCAGUGUGGCAAGACCUUCAUCACCGUGGGGAGCCUGAAGAGGCACACACAGACUCACAGCGGAGAGAAACCCCACCGGUGCUCCGUCUGCGGGAAAUGUUUCUCACGCUCAGACGACAUGAAGAGACACCUCACCAUCCACAGAGGUGGGAAAGGUUUCACUGCGCAGGGUAACCUUAAGAUCCACCAGCGCAUCCACACAGGGGAGAAACCGUACCAGUGCUCCCAGUGUCAGAAAAGCUUCUCCCGGCUGGCCCACUAUAAAGACCACCAGCAGACUCACCGGGAGGAGAAACCGUACCACUGCAAUGACUGUGGGAAAAGCUUCUCCUACUUCAAGUCGCUCAAGUGCCACCAGAUGAUCCACAAAGGAGAACCUCCACCACUGCUCCCCCACGACCUGAAGAAACACAAGCUGCUCACAGGGCAGAAGACCUACCACAUUUGCCAGUGUGGCAAGAGCUUCACGGAGCUGGGGAACCUGCGGACCCACCAGAGAACCCACACCGGAGAGAAACCAUUCUGCUGUUCCUUCUGCGGCCGAACCUUCUUGCGUGCUGGAGACCUGAAGAGCCACCAGCGGACACACACCGGAGAGAAACCAUUCAUCUGCGCCAUAUGCGGGACCAGUUUCGCCCAAUCUGGCAACCUAAAAGUGCAUCAGAUCACACACACUAAGGAGAGGCCGUACCCUUGUGCUGUCUGUGAUAAGGGGUUCACCACACCGGGGAGUCUGAAGCUACACAUGAGGACACACACAGGGGAGCGGCCUUUCCUGUGUAGCGCAUGUGGGAAAGGGUUCACGGCGUCAGGGCAGCUGAAGAGGCACCAAGAGUGUCACAUGAGAGACACUGUCCAAUCAUCUCCUAGUGAAGACACGGGGUGGCGGUGGCUUCAAAAUAAAAGUCCUCUCUAAGCGGACUACGAAAUAAGAGUACUGGAAACGUGCCAUUGUGUGUCUGAACUGUGAUCAUGAUGGGAGGUUUUACUGCUUCAUAGUAAUCUAAUGGGACACCAUUCCCUGUGGGCUCUGGGCAAACAAGACACCAUUCACUCUGGGCUCUGGUCAAAACGAGACACCAUUCACUGUGGGCUCUGGUCAAAUGAGACACCAUUCACUGUGGGCUCUGGUCAAAUGGGACACCAUUCACUGUGGGCUCUGGUCAAAUGGGACACCAUUCACUGUGGGCUCUGGUCAAAUGGGACACCAUUCACUCUGGGCUCUGGUCAAAUGGGACACCAUUCACCUGUGGCUCUGGUCAAAU